Molecule: messenger RNA, 4018 nt
Organism: Ochotona princeps (American pika)
Lineage: Eukaryota; Metazoa; Chordata; Mammalia; Lagomorpha; Ochotonidae
Gene: POLG
Product: DNA polymerase gamma, catalytic subunit
Exons: 22
Coding region: 274-3954 (1226 amino acids)
Biological process (GO): mitochondrial DNA replication
Cellular component (GO): mitochondrion; gamma DNA polymerase complex
Molecular function (GO): 3'-5' exonuclease activity; DNA-directed DNA polymerase activity; DNA binding
Source: RefSeq, a predicted model, not a curated record
GAGAGGCGUAGCACAACUCACACCAAAGGUGCUGCCCCACGAGUGAGGGCUGUCAAGACUAUAUGUGAUCUGUAGGCGUACAUACCUGCUCUAAAUGCCGUCUGUUUCCUCUAGGGUUUGUGGAUUGCAGGCAGCAUGGUUGGACCCGUUGCACGGACAAAAACGCAGAGGCUGAAUGUGUCUCUCUCUGAAGCUCCCCGCCAGUGAGAGCAGCCAAGCUGGAGCCCAAAGCCAGGGGUUCUGAAUCCCAGCGGGGGCCUCCCUGCACCGACCAUGAGUCUGAGCCGCUUCUUUUGGAGGAAGGUGGCCAUGGCCACCACUGGCAGGCCAGGGCCGAUUCCAACUCCAGGACGCUGGGUCUCCAGCUCUGUCCACAUCCCCGUCCCUGUCCCCAGCGAAGGGCAACCUCCUCCGCCGCAAGUGCCAUCCUCGGAGGGCGGGCAGCUGCGGUACAACCCCUUGCACAUCCAGAUGCUGUCGAGGGGGCUGCACGAACAGAUCUUCGGACCCGGAGCGGAGGGACCCGACGAGGAUGCGGUGCGCCGCAGCAUCGAGCACUUGGAGCAGCAUGGGCUCUGGGGGCAGCCCGCCACGCCCUUGCCAGAUGUGGAGCUGCGCCUCCCGCGCCUCUACGGGGGCGACCUGGACCAGCACUUCCGCCUCCUGGCCCAGAAGCAGAGCCUGCCCUACUUGGAGGCGGCCAACCUGUUGCUGCAGGCGCAGUUGCCCCCGCAGCCCCGGAGCUGGGCCUGGGCGGAGGGCUGGACCCGCUACGGCCCAGAGGGGGAGGCCGUCCCCGUGGCCGUCCCCGAGGAGCGGGCCCUGGUGUUCGACGUGGAGGUCUGCUUGCCAGAGGGAACAUGCCCCACGUUGGCGGUGGCCAUAUCCCCCUCGGCCUGGUAUUCCUGGUGCAGCCGGCGGCUGGUGGAAGAGCGUUACUCUUGGACCAGCCAGCUGUCGCCGGCUGACCUCAUCCCCUUGGAGGUCCCUGCCAGUGCUGGUGGCCCCACCCAGCGGGAUUGGCAGGAGCAGUUGGUGGUGGGGCACAAUGUCUCCUUCGACAGAGCCCACAUCAGGGAGCAGUACCUGAUCCAGGGCUCCCACAUGCGCUUCCUGGACACCAUGAGCAUGCACAUGGCCAUCUCGGGCCUAAGCAGCUUCCAGCGUACUCUGUGGAUGGCGGCCAAGCAGGGCAGGAACAAGGCCCAGCUCUCUGCACAGCGAGCUCAGAAGUCCCAGCGGAAAGCCAGCGGCCCAGUGAUUUCGUCCUGGGACUGGGUGGAAAUGAGCAGUGCCAACAAUCUGGCCGACGUGCACAGCCUGUACGUCGGGGGGCCUCCCUUAGAGAAGGAGCCUCGGGAACUGUUUGUGAAGGGGAGCAUGAAGGAUAUCCGGGAGAACUUCCAGGCACUGAUGCAGUACUGUGCCCAGGAUGUGUGGGCCACUCACGAGGUUUUCCGGCAGCAGCUUCCCCUCUUCUUGGAGAGGUGUCCCCACCCAGUGACUCUGGCUGGCAUGCUGGAGAUGGGUGUUUCCUACCUGCCAGUCAACCACAACUGGGAAAGGUACCUGGCAGAAGCACAGAGCACCUAUGAGGAGCUGCAGCGGGAGAUGAAGAAAUCGCUGAUGGAUCUGGCCAAUGACGCCUGCCAGUUGCUCUCAGGAGAGAGGUACAAGGACGACCCCUGGCUCUGGGACCUGGAGUGGGAGCUGCAGGAGUUCAAGCAGAAGAAGGCAAAGAAGGGGAAGAAGAAUGAGUUGGUCUCAGCCAGCAAGUCGCCCUCCUCGGGGGCUGGUGCCCCUGGGAAUCCCAUGGAUCAGGAAGACCCUGGCCCACCCAGUGAGGAGGAGGAGUGUCAGCGAGAUGUCAUGGCCCGUGCCUGCCUGCAGCAACUGAAGGCCACCACGGAGUCCCUGCCCAAGCGGCCCCAGCACCUUCCUGGCCACCCAGGGUGGUACCGGAAGCUUUGUCCUCGGCUAGAUGACCCUGCCUGGACGCCAGGCCCCAGCCUCCUCAGCCUGCAGAUGAGGAUCACACCUAAACUCAUGGCCUUGACCUGGGAUGGCUUCCCUCUGCACUAUUCAGAGCGACAUGGCUGGGGCUACCUGGUGCCUGGGAGGCGGGACAAUCUGGCUAAGGGGCCAGCGAGCAGCAGCCUGGAGUUGGAAGGGGUGCCCUGCCCCUAUAGAGCCAUCGAGUCCCUGCACAGGAAACACUGUCUGGAACAGGGGAAGCAGCAGCCCCAGGAGGCAGGCCUGGCCGAGGAGUUCGUGCUCACUGACAGCAGUGCCAUGUGGCAGACGGUGGAAGAACUGGGCUGCUUGGACGUGGAGGCAGAGCCCAGGAUGGAGAAUGUUGGCACUGUGGUGUCAGGCCAGCCCCCAGCUCUGAGUGCUGUUGGUGGCUGCAAAGCCACCCAGCCCACCUGUCACCACGGCAACGGACCUUACAACGACGUGGACAUCCCUGGCUGCUGGUUUUUCAAAUUGCCUCACAAGGAUGGUAAUAGCUACAAUGUGGGCAGCCCCUUUGCCAAGGACUUCCUGCCCAAGAUGGAGGACGGCACCCUGCAGGCUGGCCCAGGGGGCGCCAGUGGGCCCCGGGCUCUGGAAAUCAAUAAGAUGAUCUCUUUCUGGAGGAAUGCCCAUAAGCGCAUCAGCUCCCAGAUGGUGGUGUGGCUACCCAGGUCAGCUCUGCCCCGUGCUGUGACCAGGCACCCCAACUAUGACGAGGAAGGCCACUACGGGGCCAUCCUGCCCCAGGUGGUGACUGCUGGCACCAUUACCCGACGGGCUGUGGAGCCCACGUGGCUCACUGCCAGCAACGCCAGGCCCGAUCGAGUGGGCAGUGAGCUGAAAGCAAUGGUGCAGGCUCCGCCUGGCUAUGUGCUCGUGGGUGCCGACGUGGACUCCCAGGAGCUGUGGAUUGCAGCUGUGCUAGGAGACGCUCACUUCGCCGGCAUGCAUGGCUGCACAGCCUUUGGCUGGAUGACACUGCAGGGCAGGAAGAGCAGGGGCAGUGAUCUUCACAGUAAGACAGCCAACACUGUGGGCAUCAGCCGUGAGCACGCCAAAGUCUUCAACUAUGGCCGCAUCUAUGGGGCUGGACAGCCCUUUGCCGAGCGCCUGCUGAUGCAGUUCAACCACCGGCUUACACGGCAGGAGGCAGCCGAGAAGGCCCAGCAGAUGUACGCAGUCACCAAGGGCCUCCGCCGGUACCGGCUGUCAGAUGAGGGCGAGUGGCUAGUGAGACAGCUGGAUCUGUCUGUGGACAAGACUGAAGAUGGCUGGGUUUCCCUGCAGGAUCUGCGCAAGAUCCAGAGAGAAGCUUCAAAGAAGUCACACAGGAAAAAGUGGGAUGUGGUUGCUGAACGAGCAUGGAUGGGGGGUACAGAAUCAGAAAUGUUCAAUAAGCUGGAGAGCAUUGCCAUGUCUAAGACACCACGUACUCCGGUGCUAGGCUGCCGCAUCAGCAGAGCCCUGGAGCCCUCAGCUGUCCAGGGGGAGUUUAUGACCAGUCGUGUGAACUGGGUGGUACAGAGCUCUGCUGUGGACUACUUACACCUCAUGCUUGUGGCCAUGAGGUGGCUGUUUGAAGAGUUUGCUAUCGAUGGACGCUUCUGCAUCAGCAUCCAUGACGAGGUUCGCUACCUGGUAAGGGAGGAGGACCGCUAUCGUGCUGCCCUGGCCCUGCAGAUCACCAACCUCCUGACCAGGUGUAUGUUUGCCUACAAGCUGGGUCUGCAUGACUUGCCCCAGUCAGUGGCCUUUUUCAGUGCAGUUGAUAUUGAUCGAUGCCUCAGGAAGGAAGUGACCAUGGAUUGUAAAACGCCUUCCAACCCAACUGGGAUGGAAAGAAGAUACGGGAUUCCCCAGGGUGAAGCAUUGGAUAUUUACCAGAUAAUCGAACUCACCAAAGGCUCUCUGGAGAAACGAAGCCAGCCUGGACCCUAACUGCCCGGAGAAGCCUCUGAAUCUGCUCCUGUGGAGCUUCAUAGGGGUGGGGCACAUUCCCAAA